Marmota flaviventris (yellow-bellied marmot) is the source of this 2724-nucleotide messenger RNA. RefSeq names its product SKI/DACH domain containing 1 (gene Skida1). The record is from RefSeq and is a predicted model, not a curated record. Lineage: Eukaryota; Metazoa; Chordata; Mammalia; Rodentia; Sciuridae.
AUGGGAGACCUGAAGUCAGGUUUUGAAGAGGUGGAUGGCGUGAGGCUCGGCUACCUCAUCAUUAAAGGAAAGCAAAUGUUUGCCCUCUCCCAAGUCUUCACAGAUCUGCUGAAAAACAUCCCGAGGACGACCGUGCACAAGCGCAUGGAUCAUCUAAAAGUGAAAAAGCACCACUGCGAUCUGGAAGAGUUGAGGAAACUCAAGGCAAUCAACAGCAUCGCCUUCCAUGCCGCCAAAUGCACGCUCAUCUCCCGGGAAGACGUGGAAGCUCUCUACACCUCCUGCAAAACCGAGCGUGUCCUCAAGACCAAGCGCAGGAGGGCCGGCCGGGCCCUGGUCACAAAGGCGCCGCCGCCAGAGCGCGCCGCCGCCGCCAGCCCCCGCCCGGGGUUUUGGAAGGACAAGCACCAACUUUGGCGGGGCCUGAGCGGAGCCGCGCGGCCCCUGCCAAUCAGCGCGCAGUCCCAGCGCCCCGGCGCCGCCGCCGCGCGCCCCGCCGCCCAUCUACCUCAGAUUUUUAGCAAAUACCCGGGCUCGCACUACCCGGAAAUCGUACGCUCGCCUUGCAAACCCCCUCUAAACUAUGAAACUGCCCCGCUCCAGGGAAACUACGUCGCCUUUCACUCGGACCCUGCUUAUUUUCGGAGCCUUCUGUGCAGCAAGCAUCCGGCCGCCGCCGCUGCCGCCGCCGCCGCCGCCGCUGCCGCCGCCGCCGCCGCCGCCUACUACCAGGCGUCGGCUGCUGGGCCCCAGCCCAAGGCGGCGGCGGGAGCCGGAGGCCCGGUGAACCUGACCUACCGGUGCAAGCGCAAGCGCGGGGGCUCCAAGGACUGCCUGCUCGCGCCCCACGCUGGCGCUCGGCGCUUGCUGCUGCUGCCCAGAUCCUACAAAGCCAAGGCGGCGGCGGCGGCGGCGGCGGCCGCGGCGGCGGCUGCCGCGGCUGCCGGUGCCACUUGCCUGGAGAGGUUUCAUCUGGUCAACAGCUUCUGCCCGCCUCCCCACCACCACCACCACCACCACCACCACCAUCACCACCACCACCACCACCGGGCCCAGCAGCCGCAGCCGAAUCACCACCCCCCUCACCACCACCGGCCGCAGCCCCAUCUAGGCAGCUUUCCCGAGAGCUGUAGCAGCGACUCCGAGUCCAGUUCCUAUUCGGACCAUGCAGCCAACGACUCGGAUUUUGGCUCCAGUUUGUCCAGUUCCAGCAACUCUGUGUCCUCGGAGGAAGAGGAGGAGGAAGGAGAGGAGGAGGAGGAGGAGGAGGAGGAGGAAGAGGGGGGCAGUGGGGCCUCGGAUUCCAGUGAAGUCAGCUCGGAGGAGGAGGACUCGUCCACGGAGUCAGACUCCAGCUCCGGCUCCAGCCAAGUGUCAGUGCAGAGCAUCCGUUUCAGGCGCACCAGUUUCUGCAAGCCUCCCAGCGUGCAGGCGCAGGCCAACUUCUUGUACCAUCUGGCCUCCGCUGCCGCUGCAACCAAACCCGCUGCUUUCGAGGAUGCCGGCAGACUUCCCGACCUCAAGAGUAGUGUCAAAGCGGAGUCGCCAGAGGAGUGGAAUCUGCAGAGUUGGGCCCCCAAAGCGUCUCCAGUGUACUGCCCGGCCAGCCUGGGGAGUUGUUUCCCAGAGAUAAGGAACGAUAGGGUAUCUGAGAUUACAUUCCCACACUCUGAAAUUUCCAGUACUGUAAAGAGAACUGACCUGACAAUUAACUGCCUGGCAGAGGGGGCCUCUUCACCUAGCCCAAAGACAAACAAUGCAUUUCCACAACAAAGAAUACUCGGAGAGGCUAGGAAAUGCCUACAAGCUACUCCUACUACACACUGUGCAGAUAACAACACAAUAGCUGCUAGGUUCUUAAAUAAUGAUUCUUCAGGAGCAGCAGCAAAUUCAGAAAAAGAUUCCAAAAUCCCUCAUUGUCCUGAAUUUGCUACGGAUUUGCCCUCUUCACAAACUGAUCCUGAAGUGGAUGCAGCAGCACUAGCAGCAACUAAAGUGGAGAAUCUGUGCACUGACACAGGCGACAAGACAUUGUCAUUUCUGCACAAUAUUAAAAUCAAAGUAGAAGACAGUAGUGCUAAUGAAGAAUAUGAACCUGAUCUUGUUACAAAUAAGCUAAAGUGCGAGUGCAAUGAUACAAAGGGUGAGUUUUACAGUGUGACUGAAAAUAAAGAGGAGGACGCCUUGUUAACCACAGCCAAGGAAGGUUUUGCAUGCCCUGAGAAAGAAACUCCUUCCUUAAAUCCACUGGCUCAGAGUCAGGGCCUUUCAUGCACUUUAGGUUCUCCAAAACCUGAGGAUGGGGAAUAUAAAUUUGGUGCCAGGGUGAGAAAAAAUUACCGAACACUAGUACUGGGAAAACGACCUGUCCUUCAGACACCUCCAGUCAAACCAAAUUUGAAAUCAGCUAGAAGCCCUCGUCCUACAGGUAAAACUGAGACACAUGAAGGAACACUGGAUGACUUUACAGUUAUAAACAGACGCAAAAAGGUAGCCAGCAAUGUAGCAUCAGCAGUGAAAAGGCCGUUUAAUUUCAUGGCAAAUUUUCCUUGUCCACCAUCACUCAUUAUUGGGAAAGAUGGGGAUUUGUGGCCAGCGUAUUCUUUAAACACCACUAAGGAUUCCCAACCUCCUCACAAGGCCCAUCCUAUAUGGAAAUGGCAGCUGGGCGGUUCUGCAAUACCUCUUCCACCUAGUCACAAAUUCAGGAAAUUUAAUUCAUAA